CAGCAUGAACCGUCCAGGGGUGGUCCCUGCCUUCUUCAGGACCCCCACAGUGAUCCCACCCCCCCUGGACAUGAAACAGUUCCUGCAGUUCCCAAUGGACACAGCUCCACCACAACACAGCAUGGGCCUCUUCCACAACUUCAACACCAACAGUUACUCAACAAUGGACCCGGUACAGAAGGCAGUGAUGAACCACACCUUCGGCCCCCCCAUGAUGAAGACCAAACGACCCAUCAUCUCCUGCAAUGUCUGCCAGAUCCGCUUCAACUCAGAAAGUCAGGCAGAGGCCCACUAUAAGGGGAACCGCCAUGCUCGGAGGGUAAAAGGCAUUGAGACCUCCAAGACUCGCCCCCAGGAGGGUGACAAGCUGGCCACUCUCCCCACAGCCGCCCCCUCUCCACCAGGCCCCUCACCAUCCAGCCCAGGCCCUAACCCUAGCAAACAGGAUGACGUCCAGUCCCGCCCACAUUCAAACGGCUCAGACAUGACACCCAGCCCCAUCCCCAUGUCGGUCCAAGACACCUCCCUGCUCCCUGUGUGUCCAUCCCUGCCCCCUUUGAGUACACCUACGCCCACUACCUCCACCUCCAUCCCCUCCCUGGCCCUUUGUGCCCCCCAGGUGGACACCCCCAUGGCGGGCCCCCCUGACACCCUGACCCCGGCCCCCAGCCUCUUUUCAGAGGAGUCUGAGGAGGACAAGGCCAAGAAGCUGCUCUACUGCUCACUGUGCAAAGUGGCCGUCAACUCCCUCUCUCAGCUAGAGGCGCACAACAAAGGUACCAAACACAAAACCAUCCUGGAGGCAUGGAGUGGGCUGGGCCCCAUAAAAACCUACCCUCGGCUGGGCCCUAACCUGAGCCCAGACCAGGCAGGGGGGCUGCCCUCGGACCACAACACUCAGGAACGCACCUUCCACUGUGAGAUCUGCAACGUGAGAGUGAACUCUGAGCUGCAGCUCAAACAGCAUAUAUCCAGUCGAAGGCAUCGGGAUGGAGUCGCAGGGAAGCCCAAUCCCCUCCUUAGCCGGCAUAAGAAUCGCACAGACUUUGUGUCAUCCUUGACCUUCUCAAAGGAACUUCCAAAAACUCUGGGCCAUGGACUGUUUCCUAACCCCCUGGCUGUUGCCGCGGCGAUGGCAGCCGCUGCCUCCUCCAAUCAGCUGGCUCAGCUGCGUGCCCCUGGUCCCAUUUCUCACACUCAGAACUACCAUCCCCACCACCACCUCUUACAUGGCACACUACAAGGCACGCACCUCAGCCUCCUAAGGCCCGCCCCUGGGCCUAUGCGCACCACCCAUGGGCCAAUCCUCUUCUCCCCUUAUUGACGGUGAUGGGAUGGGGCUCUAUCAGGAAGGAGCACACUGUGAAGUAAACAGGGAAAACCAUUGAUAGAUAAUAAACAGAUGUUAAAACUUAAAUAUUUGAAAUUAGGAAAGACUAUGCCUUUUCCUCUCUACCCUUCUACCCUUUUUUGUUUAAUAAAUUCCAAAGCAAAGGAUGGACAGCUUGCAGACAUUUUAAAGAGGAAGGAUGCAUGACAGACUAAGAUGGACUUUCUGUCAAUGCUUUCCCUCCGUUAACCCUCCUCUAACCUUCCGUUAAAAAUAUUUGUACAGGUCAAACUUGUAUCCUGGCUGAGGGUGACUCAGUAGAAUGAGUGUUCUAUUUCCUCCACAUCUCUGCAUUUCUGGUUCAGUGAACUCCCACCCAAAGCCAUCUGCAAUAUACGUUGCAUACUGCAAAACCCUGUUGGGGUGUUCAAUAAUCCAAGUGCAGUACCUAUCUACAGGUGUAGGAUCUCAAUUUUAUCAACCUGUUGCAGAAAAUUUGUAGUGUAUUUGAGUCCUAAAAAGGCCUAUGGGGUUUGUAAUUUCCACUUUGAAAUGUCAGACUUGACUUUCCCUUAUUAAAAUGGAUCGACCCCCACAAAAAUGUCCAUUAAUUAUAAUCCACAUAAUAAUUCACAUUUCCUGUUGCUGCAGGAUUAUUUCCUGCUGUAGCAAACUGGAUAAAAUGAAGAUCCUACAUCUGUACCCCACUCUGUAGUUCCAGGUUCUAGAUUAGGUGCCUGCUCUGCAGAUCCAGGCACAAGGUACAUUGUACUGUAUGUUUCCAGGUUCUAGAUAUAUGUUCUAGUGUUGUGUUGAGGAUAAUAGAUGUUAGUCUAUAUAUCCUCUGUUGUCAGAUCAGGUGAGAGAGAGAGAGAAGUGAAGGAAGCAAGGAAGGAAUAGAGAAACCCCACUGUAACUCAAGGCAGAAAUGUGUACUGAAUGCACCAAGGUAGAGCUAAAUGUUUUUAAGAAAUCUGAAUAAGAUAUUUUAAGAAAUGUGAAUGAAUGCAAUGAAAAAUGAUAGACUUGUGAUAAACCAUUUAUUUAACUGUUGUUUUCUUAGCAUACCUCCUCUUUCAGUCUUAUUGUCUGUAAGAAGUCAGAGAGAAAGGGAGAGUGGGACAUGUUACGGACUGGAACUGUUGCGAGAAGUCAAUUGGUUCCUUUGAGCAUUCUUCCAGUUUCUGCCCUUGUCUUAUAUUUUUGUAUGGCUGGUGUCAAAGUGUCGUGUUUCUGUGUGUGUGCGUAUGUGUGUAUUCUGGAGAUAGGUAGAGAUAGAUAAAGCACGCAAUUAUGCCUCAAUGGUGACCCCUUUCAUUCAAACUGGAAACUACUCAGCGAGACAGCUAAUUUUAGAACCUUUACUCAAAACUUAAGUAUGUCUGCACAGUCCCAACAAAGUGUAGUAUUAGGGUGUUAAGGGAAUUGUUUCUACACAGUUAACAACAGGGGGAGGCUUAGGGAUAUCUUCUAGUGAGAACACAAGAGAGGUGGGUUUUCCCUUCCAGGAGUGAUUGCUGACCUGUGAUCCUAUACCCAGAUGGUAGCAUGUUGAGUGUGGUGUGAGUGAGAAACACUGUGAUGGAUGUUUGAAGUGAAGAAGUAGGACACGUUUGUUACAGUUCACAAAGGGGAAAUUAAUAUGAACCUGUAUUUUCUCUCACAUGCUCAUCACAAGCAGCGAUGUGAGUGAUAGUAGUAUAAUAUGAGAUAUCAAGCCAAAAUUUCCUCCAGGGUAAUGAAAUUAAUCAUAUAUUUCCACUUUAAGAGGAGACCGUUGUCCUAUUCUGCCUCAUGUACACUACCGGUCAAACGUUGUAGAACACCAACUAAUUUAAGAGAUUUUCUUUAUUUUUACUAUUUUCUACAUUCUACACCCUUUGCCUUGAUGACAGAUUUGCACACUCUUGGCAUUCUUGGCAGAUUUGCACACUCUCGGGGCGGCAGGUAGCCUAGUGGUUAGACCAUUGGGCCUAUAACUAAAAGGUUGCUAGAUCAAAUCCCUGAACUGACUUGGUAACAAUCUGUUGUUCUGCCCCUGAACAAGGCAGUUAACCCGCUAUUCCUUGGCCAUCAUUGUAAAUGAGAAUUUGUUCUUAACUGGCUUGUCAAGCUAAAUAAAAAAUGCAAUCCUCUCAAUCAGCUUUUCCAACAGUCUUGAAGGAGUUCCCACAUAUGCUGAGCACAUGUUGGCUGCUUUUCCUUCACUCUGUGGUGCGACUCAUUCCAAACCAUCUCAAUUUGGUUGAGAUCGGGGGAUUGUGAAGGCCAGGUCAUCUGAUGCAGCACUCCAUCACUCUCCUUCUUGGUCAAAUAGCCCUUACACAGCCUGAAGGUGUGUUGGGUCAUUGUCCUGUUGAAAACAAAUGAUAGUCCCAACAAAAGUCCAAACAUGAUGGGAUGGCGUAUCACUGUAGAAUACUGUGGUAGCCAUGCUGGUUAAGUGUGCCUUGAAUUCUAAAUAAAUCACAGACAGUGUCACCAGCAAAGCACCCCCACACCAUAGCACCUCCUCCUCCAUGCUUUACGGUGGGAAAUACACAUGCAGAGAUAAUCCGUUCACCCACACCGCGUCUCACAAAGACACAGCAGUUGGAACCAAAAAUCUCAAAUUUUGACUCCAGACCAAAGGACAAAUGUCCACUGCUAGUGUUUGUUGGCCCAAGAAAGUCUCUUCUUCUUAUGGUGUCCUUUAGUAGUUGUUUCUUUGCAGCAAUUUGACCAUGAAGGCCUGAUUCACACAAUCUCCUCUGAACAAUUUAUGUUGAGAUGUGUCUGUUUCUUGAACUCUGUGAAGCAUUUAUUUGGGCUGCAAUUUCUGAGGCUUAUUUCUAAUGAACUUAUGCUCUGCAGCAGAGGUAACUCUGGGUCUUCCAUUCCUGUGGCUGUCUUCAUGAGAGCCAGUUUCAUCAUAGCGCAUGAUGGUUUUUGCAACUGCACUUGAAGAAACUUUCAAAGUUCUUGAAAUGUUCCGUAUUGUCUUAAAAUAAUGAUGGACUGUCGUUUCGCUUUGCUUAUUUUAGCUGUUCUUGCCAUAAUAUGAACUUGGUCUUUUACCAAAUAGGGCUAUCUUCUGUAUACCACUCCUACCUUGUCACAACACAACUGAUUGGCUCGAACGCAUUUAAAAGGAAUGAAAUUCCACAAGUUAACUUUUAACAAGGCACACCUGUUAAUUUAAAUGCAUUCCACCUCACGAUGCUGGUUGAGAGAAUGCCAAGAGUGUGUAAAGCUGUCAUCAAGGCAAAGGGUGGCUAUUUAAAGAAUCUCACAUGUAAACAAAUCAAAAUAUAUUUGAACACUUUUUUGGUUACUACAUGAUUCCAUAUGUGUUAUUUCAUAGUUUUGAUGUCUUCACUAUUAUUCUACAAUGUAGAAAAUAGUUUUAAAAAAUUAAGAAAACCCCUUGAAUGAGUAGGUGUUCUAAAACUUUUGACCGGUAGUGUAUUCAUACCCAACCUCACACUAACCCAUACAGAUGGAGCCUGUUGCUCCUAUAAGCCACCAAACUAUUUUUUUUCUCAUACAGUAUUAGAAGGGUAAAGGACUGAGAAAUUGUAGCAAUACUUACAGCACUCCUGCUAACGACUCUUGUUCAUUGCAAUAAAUAAAUAAAUGAUGUGUACAAAUAUAUUAAAUGUUAUUUCGGAGAUAAUAUUGAAUCAUUAUAGACUGUUUUAGCGAUGUUGGCAAAAGAGCAUCCUUAUUGUUGAAUAAACAAACUGAAG
Molecule: messenger RNA, 5058 nt
Organism: Oncorhynchus nerka (sockeye salmon)
Lineage: Eukaryota; Metazoa; Chordata; Actinopteri; Salmoniformes; Salmonidae
Product: zinc finger protein 385A-like
Exons: 7
Coding region: 5-1324 (439 amino acids)
Cellular component (GO): nucleus
Molecular function (GO): nucleic acid binding; zinc ion binding
Source: RefSeq, a predicted model, not a curated record